AUGGAUCCGCUGGUGGGGCGAGAGGCGGAGAUCGAGCGUACGAUCCAGAUCUUGGCCCGGCGCCAGAAGAACAAUCCUGUGCUCAUCGGAGAGCCCGGUGUUGGCAAGACAGCCAUCGCGGAGGGUCUGGCUUACAAGAUCGCCACGUCAGACGUGCCGGAAUACUUGGUUGGGAAAAAGAUCAUCCAGCUGGACCUUGCAAUGUUGCUUGCCGGCACGAAGUACCGCGGAGAAUUCGAGGAGCGCCUGAAGAACGUGAUCAAAGAGGUCUUGGACUCUGAGCGCAACAUCAUUCUGAUGAUCGACGAGAUCCACACCCUUGUUGGUGCAGGUGGAACCGGGGACGGAGGUGGCGGUGGUGCAAUUGAUGCAGCCAACAUCAUGAAGCCUGCCUUGUCACGAGGAGAGCUGCAGGUAAUUGGUGCGACUACCAAUGAAGAGUACCGAAAGUACGUGGAAAAGGACAAGGCUCUGGAGAGACGCUUUCAGCCGGUGAAGGUGCCAGAACCCACGGUCGAAGAGACGGUGCAGAUUCUCACAGGCCUGGCGCGGAAGUACGAGGCGCACCACAAGCUGAGGUACUCGGAGGAGGCUUUGGCGGCCUGCGUGAAGCUGGCGUCGCAGUACGUGCAGGACCGGUAUCUGCCCGACAAGGCAAUUGAUGUCAUGGACGAGACGGGCGCACGAGUGCAGCUGCGACAGAAUGCUGACAUCCCGCAAGAGGCAAUGGAGGCACAGAUUCGGGCACAAACCUUGGUCUCCGGUGAUCAGAAAGUCAAGCAAAAAUGGAGUGGGGCAGAAGCUGCACAUAGGCUCGGAAAGAGCUCCGGGAAAUGGAAGCGAAGAAGGAGGAGGUGGCUUGCACAUCGCUGA
Molecule: messenger RNA, 873 nt
Organism: Effrenium voratum
Lineage: Eukaryota; Dinophyceae; Suessiales; Symbiodiniaceae
Source: the annotation of a GenBank genome assembly